Molecule: messenger RNA, 1131 nt
Organism: Fraxinus pennsylvanica
Lineage: Eukaryota; Viridiplantae; Streptophyta; Magnoliopsida; Lamiales; Oleaceae
Source: the annotation of a GenBank genome assembly
AUGGCGCUCACCACCUCCAAACGCCUCCACUUAUCAGCGGCGGUCAUACUAACAUACGCCGUAUGUGUACUCUCCCUAAAGGGUUGCCCCAGUUGCGGAUCCACCCCAGUUCCCUAUCCUCUUAGCACCGCUCCAGACUGCGGUGACCAGUCGUAUAAAAUCCGGUGCAACGCCACCUCCCUUUUCUUCGACUCCCUCAAUAACAGUUACCCAAUCACUUCCAUUUCCCCCUCCAAUCAACGCCUCACCAUUGAACCCUCACCUUUCCUCGCGAACACCUGCAUCACAACCGAUCAGCUCACCUCUAAUGGCUUACAACUUAACUCCUCCGCCCCCUUCAACAUCACCAGCAGUAACACCGUCUUCUUCCUCAACUGCUCCACCAGCAUCUUGAUAUCCCCCUUAAACUGCUCCUCCAACAACCUCUGUCACGUGUACAUCGAUGGCACGACCAGGAAUGGCUGCGUGGAUACGCAGGUGUGUUGUGCGUUGCAGGCGGGAGCCUCGGUGACUAGGUACACGCUAGGGUUCAAGGAGAGUGGUUGCGCGGGGUACCGGAGCUUCGUGAAUUUGGAUUCCAGUUUACCGGUGAGCAGAUGGCCGGCUCCUGGAGUGGAGUUGGAGUGGCUUUUGCCCAGAGAGCCCACUUGUGGGGAACUAGGCGAUUGCGAUUCGGGAUCCACUUGUAGUCCCGAUCCGAACUCGAAUGGUUUGAUCAAAAGAUGCUUUUGCAACUCCGGGUUGCAAUGGGACUCGGUUGUUGGACAGUGUAUUAAAGUGCCGGAUGGCCGUGAUAAAGUUCGAAUCGCCCUUAUAACAGGUUUAACUAUAGGCCUUACUGUAGCACUCUUAGCAGCACUGAAAGUUAUUGAUGUCAAUAGAGAGGAGGAUGACGUGAGCUUGGCCACUUAUGUGCAGAGAUUGGUGGAGGAGGAGAGGAUAAUGGACGUGGUUGAUCCAAUGUUGACUAGGGAAGGAGUAAGCAACAUGGGGUUUCAGAGCAUGAAGGCUUUAGGGUUUCUGGCUUUACGAUGCUUGAACGAAUACAAACAAAACAGGCCUUCUAUGAAGGAGGUCGCUGAGGAGAUUGAAUACAUUAUCAGUAUUGCAACAGCUGAUUUCACUAAGUAG